AGGGUCACUGUUUUGAUUCAUCUCUUUGUGGCAAAUGUUCAAGUGACACAAAUGAACACGCAAUUGAAAUGUCUGGUCAGGGUUUUGGUUAAUUCGACGGGCAUAACGACUAUUGUCUCUUUGAGAAGUUGGGAAGCUAUUGAAAGGUAACAUCUCCGGGUGAAAAUGGGUAAUGGAGCAAAUUCAAGGCCUCAAAAUUCUUUGGUGGUGCAACCGAGUCAACGGCACGUUCCUCAUAAUGGUCAACCUCCUUUGGGAUAUUCAAGCUCGUAUCCCGGUUAUUUUGCUAACGGUGGGGAUGCCUAUGGUCAGAGAUUUCAACCGCAAUACGGCUCUCAGUCUUACUACACGGGAGAUUACGGUUCUAGGAACGGCUGGGCUCCCCAGAGUUCUGCUUCGUACGGUUCUACAUCGAAUGGUUAUGGUUACCAUGGGACACACGAUGAACAUCCCAGUUCACAUUCUAGGCAAAUGCCACCCAGAAGGGACAGGUAUGACAGGAAUCAUCAGGGUACAUCACAUCAAUCUGCUCUUUCUUCGCAUCAUCAUCCGAAAAGAGCGAGAACUAACGGGCAAUUAAGCGGUGGACGUCAAACAGGUUAUCGAAACUGGCAAGAUGGGAAUAAAAAUUCCAGUUCAGACGAAAUAGUAUUCGAAGUAUUUCACUGUAUAAAGACAGGAAGGGAUUACAGUGUGAUCAACGUGGAUGGGGUCAGAUAUCUUGUCAAUUCGUGGGAUGCAGGUAGAGACAUACCUUGCGUUCUUGUGUAGCUGUGCAUACUUUUGUGAACAUAUAACACAUUUUAAAACCCCUUGUAAACUAUAGUUUUCAUACAAUUUAACUUCUACCUGACUUGAUCAUCUACACCCAGCCUUCAGAAAAAAAUUUCCAGCCAGACCUUAAUCCGGCUUUUAUUUGCUUAGAAGAUGGAAAUAAGAGCUUGAAAAAAUAAUGACUUAGACGUGCUCAUCUUUGUCUGACACAGGCUUAUUCUAGAAAAAUACUGAAAAGAAACAAGGGAGCAACUGUUAGUUAACAUAUUGUUUUAGGCCACAUCCUAACGAAUUCUGAUAUUUUUGAAACCCAUAUAUAUUUUUUCCCAUCAAUUCGCCUUUCCUCCACACAAAACCAGUGAAUUCCCUUACCGAAACCACGUCUUCUUGAAACCAAACUUCAGAAUGAAUUGUUUAAGACCCCAGCCACACAAAUCUUGGUAAAAAUAUGUGUUAAAAAAAUAUGCAGAUUAAUGUGGAUGGGGCCUUAGUUGUCUUAGUUGUUAUGAAUCAUCUGAAGGAUGCAGUCUCUGAAAUGAGAGGCCCCCCUUGAAUAGAAGUAAGUGCCCCUACCCUUUCCCUAAAUUAGCCCCCUCUCUCACUGCCUUAUUUCUAGGAAGUCUUUCUCCAAGUGAUUAUGGGCUGCCCUCUCUCUCCUUUCGUUAAGUUUUAGUUCACUGUUAAUUGGCCAUUUACGCCCUUACACUGACCAGCUUGUUAUAAUCAGACAGUGGUCUUUGCAAGUAGCCAUUUCUCACUGCUUUAUGAAACACAAAUGUCCUUUAAGAAUUGAGAAAAUGUUGACAAACGAUGAACUUUUUUAUUUNUUGUCUGACACAGGCUUAUUCUAGAAAAAUACUGAAAAGAAACAAGGGAGCAACUGUUAGUUAACAUAUUGUUUUAGGCCACAUCCUAACGAAUUCUGAUAUUUUUGAAACCCAUAUAUAUUUUUUCCCAUCAAUUCGCCUUUCCUCCACACAAAACCAGUGAAUUCCCUUACCGAAACCACGUCUUCUUGAAACCAAACUUCAGAAUGAAUUGUUUAAGACCCCAGCCACACAAAUCUUGGUAAAAAUAUGUGUUAAAAAAAUAUGCAGAUUAAUGUGGAUGGUGCCUUAGUUGUCUUAGUUGUUAUGAAUCAUCUGAAGGAUGCAGUCUCUGAAAUGAGAGGCCCCCCUUGAAUAGAAGUAAGUGCCCCUACCCUUUCCCUAAAUUAGCCCCCUCUCUCACUGCCUUAUUUCUAGGAAGUCUUUCUCCAAGUGAUUAUGGGCUGCCCUCUCUCUCCUUUCGUUAAGUUUUAGUUCACUGUUAAUUGGCCAUUUACGCCCUUACACUGACCAGCUUGUUAUAAUCAGACAGUGGUCUUUGCAAGUAGCCAUUUCUCACUGCUUUAUGAAACACAAAUGUCCUUUAAGAAUUGAGAAAAUGUUGACAAACGAUGAACUUUUUUAUUUUUAACCAAAUUCUCCUCAUUAGUAGUAAAAUGAAUGUUUAAUGAGUCUAGCCUUGAGAUUUGAGACUUGAUUUUUAAAAAUUUUGAGAAUCAAGAGUUGAAUUUUGUGUCUCAAAGAUUGAGAUGCUAGUGGCUAUCAACCUUUUGAUUGGUACUGUACCUUAUAUUUUGUAGUGAGUAAGAUGUACUUUAGUUUAGAGGCAGAGGCUAAACUUGUAGCAUGGACAAGCAUGUUCUGAGCAAGUAAAAAAUCAACUGAAUGAAAAGGGACUGGUCUCAGUCUUUAUUGCCGGUUACCAGAGGAGCCCAUAACACUAUUCUCUGGGCUGCUAUCACGAAUGCUUAGCAGAUAUGUAGCCAGCAUUUGUUUGGACUCCCACUAAGAAUGAGUGAAAUGCAUACAUAGAAUUCAAUCUGGUUGAAAAUCCUUAAAUAAGAAUGACUAAGACCAGGUUUCAGGAUCCCAGGAGACUGAGCACCCCAGCCAAACCCUUGCUUUCACUAAAACUGCUGGACAACACAACCUGGCUGAGGUCAUUGUUAUCUAAGGUCUUCCAGCCUGAUCACGCUCGUUUGUACCCUCUUUCACUCGUAAUCUGAUCACAUAUGUUUUGCCAUCUAUCACUUUAAACUAACAUGUAUGCAAAGCAUCAGUGUUGGGGCCAGAGUGUUUUGACCUUUGAUCAGAAGCCUGAAACUCGCGCGCACUUCCAGCCCUUUGGUUAUUACAAAUAGUAAUCUGUGUGUCAAGCAGGAGUGGUCCGUUUGUUGUCCCUUCUUUUCUUCUUCCCUUAUGAGUUCCACUUAUUACCUUCUAUCUCAUGUACAGGAGAUGAAUUACAACCAUUUCCUGAAGAUUGGUACCAACAUGGCUACAUAGAAAGUCAGCAACCUGUGACAGCAGACUAUGUGGAAUAUGAUGAGGGAUCAUAUGAUGAUGGGCAGCGGUCUGACAAAGGAUGGGUUCCAAGAUGGGAGGAUGACCGUAUGGGAAUGAUGGAACAUCCUAUUAGAGGUGCACAAUGACUGUAUAGCUAGCUACUACACUGUAGUCCUCUACAAAUCGUUUGUUCUCCUUGCAGUGUUCCUGUACAGUGUACUGAUGCAAAGACCGGAAACACGACUAUACCUCAGGGAUAUUCAGUUGACUAAACUGCAAAACAGUGUUCAAAUGUUUCUCUUCAGCUUUAUCUUAAAGAUAAAGUCAUAUAUUUUUUCCUGCAAGUACUAAUGGUGAAAGCUUCAUAGGAGUGCAAAGGGCCUGUUUUUCAUAAAAACUUUUCACACCAUUCAUCGCCGCCCUGCCCCUACCCUCUUUAGACUCUUGGGCAGUUUCUUGUUUAGUUGUUUAGCACCUUUUAACCAAUUUUCUUGGGUGAGGUUAUUCUGCUUGUCAGUUAUUUAUAUGAGAAACGUAUGCAAAAACGAGCUCAUUCUGGUUUAUAGUAAUGUGUACUGUGUCUUUGUUAUUUAGAGUGGUAUGCAGUUUAGUACUCUAAGGGAUCAACGUCAUGGUAAACCCUUAUAAGCAACUUGCUCCAAGGGGCAUACCAUUGGUGUAUGUCUGAGAGAGAGACACCAUUGGUGUCUAUUGUCCAUAGAAAGUGAAAAAAAAGACAUAACUGAAGAAGGUGUCCAUUUUACGGUAGUGUCUGCCUAAAAGAGAAUUAAAGAAAACAAUUCAAUAACAAAGGAGGGCAAGUUUAGUUUUUUUUAUUAAGGUGGUUUCUGUCUUAUAGAGAGUCAAAGAAAACAACUCAAGAACGAAGGGGGCGAACUUUAGGUGUUGGCAUUAAAGUGGUGUCUGUCCUAUAGAGAAUCAAAGGAAAUGAUGGAAGAACAGCAAGGACCAACUUAAUUGUAGCUGUCCGUUUUCAGAGGAAGAGAGUUGACUGCACACUGUAUUUUUAUCUUUUAUUUCAGGAUUGUUGAAUACCUACUUCGAAGAGACCAAGCUCAACGUGUUGAGCGUGUAUGAUAACGUAUCGGGCACGUGGCUGAAGAUGCCGCUGUCGUGGGAGCUUCAUGUUCCUGACAUCAGAUCACGUGUUACUGCUAUUCAAGAGGCAUUUCCAGCCUGGGACGAUCAAUUUGAAAUCCUGGCGAUGCUGAGGCAAUGCAACUAUGAUCUGGACGAAGUCACUAAUACGUACAUAACUUUACUGGCAGAGGACAUGGCGAAGAAAAGGCCAGGAACUAAACAAAAAAGUCGCUCCUCCUCGGGGCAAGAUCACGCGGCAGAGGUUGAAUUGUUGAAGGAGAGGAUUGAACAACUCGAAGGACAGCUUCGUGAGAAAGAAACGGAGCUGGGGGAAUCCUGUUUGGCGAAUGAAGACUUGAAAGUUAAGCUGAAGUCAUCGGAAGAAAUGGUUAGGAAACUUCAAAUUAAAGGAACGAAUUUACAACGAGAGAUACAGCAGCUGAAAUCAGUGCCAGAGCCACCGGUCCCUCAACCUGCGGUACAAGUAGUACCUUCACCCAAAGCACCAACCAUUAACAAAGAGACUUGUCGGAACAUUGCGUCAACAGUUCGAAUAUUUUCUCAGAUGCUAGUUGAGAUAAGAAACUGCUUCACCAGCGAAAUGGAUGGAAUUGCUUCAGUUCUAGAUCAAGCGCAGAGCUCCCUGCGCAAAAUGAAAAACUUAGACCAGGGAUCGAGCAAGGAGGUUAUGGAGCUUCGCGCACUUUAUCAUAAAGAGGUCAUGGAAAGAAAGCUUCUUUACAAUAAACUACAAGAAUUACGCGGCAAUAUAAGAGUUUUCUGUAGGUGUCGCUAUGACCCUAAAGGCGAAAGUGUCUUUACAUUCUCCACGGAUCAGGACUUGAAUUUAACAUCGGCUACGGGACAAAAAAAAUCGUUCAGAUUUGACAGAGUAUUCACGCCUUCCAGCUCACAGGAGGAAGUUUUUCAAGACACUCUUCCACUUAUUACGUCAUGCGUUGACGGGUACAAUGUCUGCAUUAUGGCCUAUGGCCAGACUGGUAAGCUAAAUAUAAACUUGUCAGUACGUGAAAGAGAGAACGGGCGCGCGCGAGGGAGACACGCGUGUCUCCUUCUCGCGCUCCCGUUUUUUCUUGUACCGACUACUUCCAAGCGCCUGCUACGCAGGCUAGCUCUCUAGGGUCCGUGUUAUAGAUCUGUUUACUUAAGGUCGCCAAUUCUUGGGAUGGUCGCCGCAACAGCUAGCCUGCGAAUACAGCCGUUUCUCCUUGCUCCUCGGGAGAAACGGCUCUAUUCGCAGGCUACGCAACAGCGCGUGACGCCAAUUACUGCGGGCCCGUAGCAGUUCCUCCCCCAACGGGAGAUAGACCACAACCCCGGGGGUUACGUCCCUUAUUCGCCACCUUAACAACGAAUAGGAAACUGGACCGAGUUAACUUUAGCAAUGCCUUCUGGGCCUGAUCGUCACUGGGGACGCGCUGGAUAAGCUUACUUUCCCUCUAUUUCUAACCAUUCUCCCCUUUAAAAACUCCAACCUCCCGCUCUUUUCUUUUCCGCCUCCCGUACCCCUAUUCUCCUUGGCCCCCAAGCCCAGCUAAGCCACUGUCAUGCCAUGCGCCUCUUUUCACGAUUAGUGGCAUAGCGCUCAGAGUAUUUUGUACUGAGUAAAAUCAGUUACUGAGCGAGAUUUUAGUACAAAUCAUUCAGUUAUUGGACUAUUCGGGUGAGACGAAAUUAAGGAGAGCAAGUUGUUACUUCAGUUAAGUAAUCCCUUGCUUAUAGAAGCUAUCCCUAAAUAAGGUAAGAACAAAAUUUACCGUAGUAGAAAAUAUACUAAACAGCUCAAUUAACCCUUUAAGCUCUAAGAGUGAUCAGCAUGAAAUUUCUCCUUAUUAUAUCAAUGCGUUAGAAACUCAACUGUCAGUACUGACCGCGAUACUGCUCCGAUAUAUGAGAACAUCCGCUGCCGGCCAAAAGAAGCAAUGCGGGUCUUCACCGCCGGCAUGCCUGUCAAGUUGAACUCGAUUCAACUUCGCAGGCAACGUGAUUCCAAUUUUUAUUCCAGGGGCGGGGAAGACAUAUACGAUGAUGGGAACAGACCAAGACCCGGGUGUAAACAUCCGAUCCAUUCUUGAACUUCUGAGAGUUUGCGAAGAGCGAACAAAUGUGGAUUACUCGAUGUGCGUUUCCAUGGUUGAGGUGUACAAUGAGACGGUGAGAGAUUUGUUGAGCGACAACAGCAGCUCACAGCAACUGAACAUUAUCAUGAGGAGCAAACAGCUUGUUAUCACUGAUGUUACUGAGGUUGUUGUUAAAUCGGCUUCUGAUAUCAAAAGUAUCAUGCAGAAAGGUAAUACUCUCAUUUGACCAACCUGUUAGUGUAUGUGGAACCUCGAUAAAACGAAGGCCCAAAGGACUGGCAAAAUUUGUUUGCUAUAACGAGGUUUCGUUGCAUCGAAGUUCUUUUUCAUAUUUAUUCUGCUAUUUCUGGGGCGAAGAAUGUCGUUCGUUAUACCGAGGACUUUAGGCUGAUUUAGCAACAGGACGGGAACGUAAACACGACUUCCGGUGCCUAAUUUGCCGCUCUGCCAUUGGUCAAGCCAGUUGUUUGAUUCGCGCGCGCCGUUGUCAACUGACGUUCCCGUCCUGUUGCUAAAUCAGCCCAUUGUCAUAUUAGUAGAGGCUCGUUAUAUCGAGGUUCCACUGUAUAUCCUUAACGUUUGAGUUAUGUGGGAUCUUUCUGNGAUGUUACUGAGGUUGUUGUUAAAUCGGCUUCUGACAUUAAAAGUAUCAUGCAGAAAGGUAAUACUCUCAUUUGACCAGCCUGUUAGUGUAUGUGGAACCUCGAUAAAACGAAGGCCCAAAGGACUGGCAAAAUUUGUUUGCUAUAACGAGGUUUCGUUACAUCGAAGUUCUUUUUCAUAUUUAUUCUGCUAUUUCUGGGGCGAAGAAUGUCGUUCGUUAUACCGAGGACUUUAGGCUGAUUUAGCAACAGGACGGGAACGUAAACACGACUUCCGGUGCCUAAUUUGCCGCUCUGCCAUUGGUCAAGCCAGUUGUUUGAUUCGCGCGCGCCGUUGUCAACUGACGUUCCCGUCCUGUUGCUAAAUCAGCCUAUUGUCAUAUUAGUAGAGGCUCGUUAUAUCGAGGUUCCACUGUAUAUCCUUAACGUUUGAGUUAUGUGGGAUCUUUCUGAUUAUUUUGCAAGCGUUCUGGCCACAGAAAGAAAAUUGUUCUUUGUAUUCGAAGUUCGAGAAAAUUGGGGAAAAAAAUUACCAAGUUUAUCUGGGGAAGGGAAGACAUUGUUCAAAGCUGAGGUGUAAUCACAGCCAAGUAUUCUCAGUCAUCUCAUAGUCUGUCGCGUUAAAAAGUGUGAAAAUGGAAGGAUAUCAUAUGAUUCUUAUCGAGAGAAGGGGAAAAAAGCAAGAUCAGUUUUUGGUCUUUUUUUAAUAACACAGAAGUUUGACAUGAAAAGUUUAGUUUUUCAGUUCAAGUUGCAAUCUGUUGGCAUCGUGCCUGGCCAUCGAAACCCAAUAACGCACACUGAUGUUGAGGUUAUAGUAGUAGAAUUAGCGGAAUUUUAGACACAACUUUACCGUUUUGUAAGGGUUUUCUUUGAUUGCAAUGCGUUUUGAGGGUUCUUCAACUAAUAGCUAAAAAUCGUGACAUAGCUACUUUAACUGAUAUAUCAAAAGUGUGUAAGUUCCAUACCUGAAGAAAACACACGCGCACGCAUGCCCUUUAUUUUACUUACGUUUUAAUUGUGAUUAGCUUUAUUCACCUUUUGGAAUAACUGGGAGUAGGUUUAAGGCUCAAGUAGUAACUGAGGAACCAUCGGAAGCUUUUUGUGGCUGGCUUAAACUUUGCUCUUUUGCUUUUUUUCAGGCGACAUGAACCGUUCCGUUGGUGCCACAAAAAUGAACACGAACAGUUCCCGUUCUCACCUGCUUCUGCUGCUGAAACUCCAAGGCACUGAUCGCGUGACAAAUGCCGUCACGCGUGGUACGCUGACCCUUGUUGACUUAGCAGGCUCGGAAAGAAUCUCCAAAACCGAGGCUACGGGACAAAGACUGGUCGAGGCCGCGGCUAUUAACAAAUCGCUGUCAGCACUUGGCCAAGUGUUCGCGGCUCUGAGGACAAAUGCCAUGCACGUGCCUUACAGGAAUUCCAAGUUAACGCAACUGAUGCAGAGUUCCCUUGGGGGUGAUGGCAAGGCUUGUUUGUUCGUCAAUGUCAGUCCCCUUGCGAGCAAUCUCAGCGAGACCUUGAGCACGUUACAGUUUGGUUCAGCGGCCAAGCAAGUGCAACUUGGGAAGGCUACGCAAAAUGUCACCCCAGCUCCUAAGAAAAAUUAAUCGAAACAAAAUUUUAUGCUUGAACGCCAUGACCAAUUUUCUUAGCCGAGUCCUCUUUGAAUAAAAUGACACAUUUUCAAUUUUGACUUAGAACAGGCACAGGCGGCCAGGAGUUCGUUGGAAGUUGAAUUUUGUAAGAGAAUGCAUGAGUACAUCUCGAAGUCUAAAACUCGUCAAAAAGACUUCGAAAUGGCUCUUAAAGCGAACUGACUGUAAAACACACAAAACAAACAAGAGGAGAGUCAAUUUUAUUUCGAAACUUUUUUAAAAAAGCGGAAUUUAGAACGUUUUUGUAUGUACUUAUAGAGACUUUAAGGCUGGGCCGCCUGUGGAAUAGAGUACUAAAGUGAUGACGUCAUAAAAAUGAAAUUUCUGAAAUUAUGGGAUUUGUCAGGAUAUUCUGAAAGAUCAAUGUCCAAGAGGCCUACUUGCCAAAAAUGAGCAUUUCGGGGCAAAUUGUCUCACUCAGAAAACUCCAUACAAACCCUUCUAAUUUUUUUUGGGUCGACCCCAAAAAAAUUUAGAAGGGUUUGUAUGGAGUUUUGUAAGCAUAACUGGGCUACGUUCUCAGAGACAAUUUGUCCCCAAAUGCUCAAUUUUGGCAAGUUGGCCUCUUAGACAUUGUUCUUUCAGAAUAUCCUGACAAAUCCCAUGAUUUCAGAAAUUUCAUUUUUAUGACGUCACACUUUAGUACUCUAUAGGCUGCCUCAAACAAUGCCAUAAAACGUGUUGGCCUCAGCCUCUCCCGGGCAAAGAAUCCUUGAAGUUUAAUUCUCGAAGCAUUCUGGUGGUUUUAGUAAAAUGACGUCAUCAUGUAAUUGUCCUAUUGGUUCUUCCCCGAUGGUGGUAGCUUUAUCGUGCGCUGUUCUUACAGACUUCCUGUUGAAAACAAAAGGCGCUUUCAAGAUGGUUUGCGCCACCUAAACCUGCAAUUUUAAAAAAUGAUGUCGCGAUUAUUGUAUUUUUUGAAAUGGUGUAUGAGCCCUGUCUUUCUCUCUUCGAUGUGCUUUAAUUUUAAAAUUUUUUCUGCAUUCAGUUUGAAUGGUCACACUCUAGGAGUUCGCUCAGAGUCAAAGACUGAAAGCGCAUUAAAUGUCUCAUGACUCAGUGUCACUUGGAGUUUGAGGGCUCAAAGAGCUGUUUGAAAGACAACAGCAAAAAAAAAAACUACAACCAUUUGAAACGAAUAUUUGGUCAAACGAAAAAAGAACUAAAUUAAUUAUUUAUUUAAUAGAUCUUUUAUGAUUGGCAGUGUAAGUUGGAUAUACGAGGCGCAGCCGUUGGAUAAGUUAAUGAAAUUCUUUUAUAUUUCGUAGAUAGUGUUAAAAAUAUUUUGUAAUUAUAUUGUAUUGAAAAAAUAUGCUUUUUGUCGACGCCAAACUUUAGGUUGCGACAAAUAUUAAUUAUUUUUAUACAGAGG
Messenger RNA from Porites evermanni, 9944 nucleotides. Lineage: Eukaryota; Metazoa; Cnidaria; Anthozoa; Scleractinia; Poritidae. The record is from the annotation of a GenBank genome assembly.